CUUCCCUCACUGACAGCUCUUUGUCCCCGCCCUCUCCCCAUCGUCCUGUGUUGCUCUUCCCUCGCUGACUGCUCUUAGCUCCACCCCUUACGCUCAGUCCCCGCCCUCUCUUCUGUUGUUCUUGUGUUGCGCUCUUCCCUCACUGACUGUUCUUAGCUCCGCCCCCAGAGGUCACUCCCCGCCCCUCCUCCGUAUAGGGGUACACGCUACGCAGCAAUAGUGUCCUGUGACAGGUGAGUGUGGUGCCAUGAUCGGGCUGCGCUUGUUACUUCUGCUGGCCCCCUGCCUGUCCCAUGCCCAGGACUAUGCCCCCCCUCGUUAUAACCUGAGCCUGGACCUGCCCCCAGAGCAGCGCUGGAAACCUGUGCUCAAACAUUAUAACUACACAGAGCUGAAGGCAAAUAUAGACUACGUAUUUCGUACAUCAUUACCUAAAUGGGUACAUGCUCUCAUCCGUCCACUGGCAGAGAUAGAACUGGCUUUUCUCGUUCCUGAACCAUAUGCUGGAGAGAUAAGAGGCAUUGCCAGGACGCUUGGAAUUAAUAUUGGGGAUGUAGUGGCCUUAAACCUGUGCUACGAAGCUACAGCAUUUUGCACUAGUAUUGUUGCCCAAGAUGACAAGGGAAAUGUGUACCAUGGGAGAAACCUGGAUUAUAACUUUCCUGAUAUACUGAGAAGAAUGACUAUGGAUUUGGAUUUCAUACAAAAUGGGAAGGUUGCAUACACGGGAACAACCUUUGUAGGCUAUGUUGGACUGUGGACUGGUCAGCGACCCUACAAAUUUACUAUAUCUGGUGAUGCGAGAGAGCGUGGGGAGUGGUGGAAAAAUGCAAUUUCUGCUUUUUUCAAAAGAAGUUCUCCAGUCAGCUGGUUAAUAAGAGAUGCACUAAAUGAUGAUAAAGAUUUUGAGGCUGCGGCACUACGACUCUCCAAGACACCAAUCAUUGCUGAGACAUAUUAUAUUAUAGGUGGUACACAGUCAAAAGAGGGCCUGAUAAUCACUCGAAACAGAGAUGGACCUGCUGAUCUCUGGCCUUUGGAUCCUUUAAGUGGAGAGUGGUUCCAUGUAGAGACAAACUAUGACCACUGGACCACUCCACCUCCCUCUGAUGACCGAAGGACUCCAGCUAUUAAAGCUUUAAAUGCUACUGGGCAGGCAAACAUUAACACAGACACUUUAUACAAGGUCCUGUCGGUGAAGCCUGUGAUGAAUUCAAUGACUGUGUAUACAACAGUAAUGAGCGCUGCCACCCCGGAGAAAUACACAACUCUGAUUAGAAAUGAAAAUUAAAUAAAAGAAGAACCAUCAAUUAAUAUUUCUGAAGAUAUAUAAACUUCCAAAAAUGUGAACAAGGGAUCUUGAGUACAACAGGUGCUAACAUGAAUGUAUAUCCGAAUGUUCAAUGCAUUAUGUGUAGCUUAGACUGUGUAGCUGCAUUUGUGCCUUAGACAUUAUAUAAUCUUUAUUCAUUUCCAGUCCAGUUUAACCCUUUUAUGGCAAUUUUGGACCCUAAAAAGAAUCUUCACCUUUUUAAUAAGACAUCAAUUUUAGGUCCAGUAUUCCUAACAUAUCAUCUACAUAGCAAUAUAAAGUGGGUGUUAAAUAACAUUUAUUGCCACUACUUGGAAGAUCUUACUGCACGGCAGGUUAUUAUUGAAUUUAAUGUAUAAAUGGUAUAUGACUGCAUUGUAUGUUAUCAUUUUAGAAAACUGCACUGGUAGAGACCAUUCCUUGUGACAUAGACACAUACAACAAUGUGUUCUUUUCAUUAAAUAUAUGUUAUCAAAUCAACACAAACUAUUAAAGCAGCAUUCCCAUCUUAAAAAAGUUUAAGACCUCAUCUACAAAAAUGUUGGAAGUAUAGCAGAUCCAAACAUGGGCUACUAUUACGGUGGAAUGUUUCAAAUAAGGUACGGUACUGGUAGAAAGUUUUUUUUUUUUUUUUUCUUAUAAAAAACUAAAUGUGAGAACCAGGGGGCAAUCUGAGGUUAGAUGGGGAAAGAUCAGAAGCCACAUGACAAAAUAUGAUUUAACUUAAAGAGUAGUAGAUUGAAGUGAAGUGAAAGAAGCAUGCCUGGGAUAAACGUAUAUCUAUCCUAAGAUAAAAAAAAGAAAAUAACAUAAGAGCAGACUAGAUGGGCCAGGUGUUUUUUUUUUCUGCCAACAAUCUUCUUCUCUUUUUAUGUGUCUUGAUAAAAAUCUGCACUUGCUUAAUGAUGGAGGCUGUGUGAGUAAGUGUCCUAACUGUUAAAAUAUAAAGUUUAUGACCCCACAUGUGAACAGCAAAAUGGUAAAAAAAAAUAAUAAACGCCAAAGUCACAUGAUAUAUCCGAAAACAUUUAUAAAAAGUGAUCAAAAAUUCCCAUCAAAACAAAAAUGGCACCACUAAAAACUACAGAUCGCAGUCACAGGAAAAUGAGCCCUCAUACAACCCUGUAUGCGAAAAAAUGUAAAAAAAAAAUAGUUAUAGGUGGUCAGAAAAGGACAAUUUUAAGCAUACUGAUUUUGUAAAAAAAAAAAAAAGUUUGACCUUAUUUUAAAGUACAGUAACAUCUCCCUUAGCGGACACCUCCCAAUAGUGGACAGUUUUUUAUUCCCCGCUUACCCCCCUUUAUCCCAGUGCCGUUUUAUUCCCCCUGUGCCCUGUGCCAAAUCAUUCCCCCCUCUCCCCUUGGGCAACUUCAUUUUUCCCCUUCCCUCCUCCCCCUGUGCAGCGGCUCUCAGCGGGCUUGAUAUUCUCCUGAUGUCCACUGCACUCACUGAGAGGCUGUGAGCAAUGGCGGCUGCGGGCACUGACGAAUGACACUCCUGAUGUCACUAGCUUACAGCUGAUUGGACAGCGGGACCCACUUCCUCGCCAUCCGAUCAGUGCUAAUAAAUGUGAAAUGUGAAUUUAUUAAAAGAGUUAAUAAAUGUGAAAAAGGGGGGUGAGUUUGAGUUAAUUAUUUUAAAUAAAAUAAUGUUAACAAAAAUAAACGGGGUAUUGCCGCAUGCAUAAAUGUCUGAACUAUUAAAAUAUAACAUUAAUUAAAUUGCACGGUUGAUGGCUUACACGUAAACAAAUACCAAAGUCCAAAGGUGCGCCUUUUUGAUCACUUCAUAUAUUAUAUAUUCAAUUUCACCCCACAAAUAUUUUUUUGGGCUUUUGCCAUAUAUUUUGUUUUAAAAUAAUUGAUGUCAAUUUGUGGCGCCUUCAUAUGGGUCUGUAGGUCGAAAAUUUUAGAAUGGGGGGAGGAAAAAACAAAAGUGCAAACUGAAAAAUGGCCUUGUCGUCAAGGGGUUAAGGAGUUAAAUGACUGUAUAGAUGGUAAUGCACUGAAUCAUGGUGCUACCUUACUGUCUGUUUUAAAUGUGAAUUGUGCAUUCAUUAUGUGAAUUGUAAAUUAAAAAGAGAUUUUAUUGAAAUGUACUUAUAAAAUAUAUUUUAAUACAGAUGUGUCUUAGAUUAACAUUUACAGCUGGCUUAUGAAGAUCAACCGGAAGAGUAUUUUUUUACUUAAAGUGAACAUGUUGUAGACCACUAAUAAGUGCCUCUCUAUAAGGUAGUGACCUAAGACCAUACAAUGACAAGUUCACUUAAAGGUGUUAAAAAACUGUGAUGUUUGAAGAUAUUUUACUUGGAAUGUGUGUGAAAAUAAAGAUGCUGUAAAGUA
Hyla sarda is the source of this 3654-nucleotide messenger RNA. RefSeq names its product N-acylethanolamine-hydrolyzing acid amidase-like. Lineage: Eukaryota; Metazoa; Chordata; Amphibia; Anura; Hylidae. Gene Ontology annotation, molecular function: fatty acid amide hydrolase activity. The record is from RefSeq and is a predicted model, not a curated record. The coding region runs from base 248 to 1291 and encodes 347 amino acids. The transcript has 11 exons. Gene Ontology annotation, cellular component: lysosome. Gene Ontology annotation, biological process: fatty acid metabolic process.